Anarrhichthys ocellatus (wolf-eel) is the source of this 922-nucleotide messenger RNA. RefSeq names its product liver carboxylesterase 2-like. The record is from RefSeq and is a predicted model, not a curated record. The transcript has 6 exons. NCBI's taxonomy places the organism in Eukaryota, Metazoa, Chordata, Actinopteri, Perciformes, Anarhichadidae. The annotation marks the transcript as partial.
CGUUUAUUUGCACAGUAACGACGACCAGCAUGCAUCUGACUGCUCUUUAAAUCUGAAUAGAAAAAGUUCUCUGAAGUUACAUAAUAAUAUAUCAUAUCCUCUUCGAAUGUAUUUCUCAUCGGAAUGAAUCUGAAUCUGUUGUUCCUUGAUGCCACUUGCUUGCAAUUCCAUCGCACCUGGAUCGCAGUAAUCUUUCACCUUCAUAUUCCCGGUGAUGAGUGCGUCCAAAGCUCCAGAAGUGCACACGAAGCUCGGGGCACUCAGAGGCCAGUAUGUGAGCGUGAAGGGGAAGGAGACCGGGGUCCAUGCCUACCUGAGCAUCCCAUUUGCCAAGCCCCCCGUAGGCCCUGCUCUGAGACUGUCUGCACCCCAGCCUGUAGAGGGCUGGCAAGGAGUGAGAGACGCCACCCAGCAGCCAGCCAUGUGUGUUCAAGACAAACAGCUACUUAUAGAUCUGCUUGAUAAACUCGGUGGCGUGUUGCUUGCUGUUCCAGACAUUUCAGAGGACUGCCUUUACCUCAACAUUUACAUUCCUGCAAAGAAAGCUCUCAGUGCCAAGCUCCCAGUCAUGGUCUGGAUCCAUGGUGGAGGGUUCUCCAUGGGGUCAGCUUCAAUGUUUGAUGGCUCUGCCCUGGCUGCUUACCAGGACGUGGUUGUGGUUCUGAUCCAGUACCGCUUGGGAGUUCUGGGCUUUCUCAGCACUGGAGAUGAGCACUUGUCGGGGAACUUUGGACUGUUGGACCAGGUGCAAGCUCUGAGGUGGAUCCAGCAGCACAUUCAUAACUUUGGUGGAAACCCAGAUUUAGUCACCAUAUUUGGGGAGUCUGCUGGUGGCAUAAGUGUAUCCCUCCUGCUUCUCUCGCCAUUGUCUGAUGGCCUGUUCCACCAUGCCAUUGCUGAAAGUGGCACUUCUGCAAUGGAU